AUGGGAAGCGCCGAUCCGGUCGAUGAUCGGACCUUCAAUGGUAAUUUCACUGAGGAAGGAGUUGCAAAGUUGAAAGAGAUAGUGAAGGAUAAACUGAAGGAGUACAUGGGUGAUUACACAGAUGACAUUCUCGUGGAAUAUGUGAUAGUCUUGCUUAAAAACGGGAGACGGAAAGAGGAGGCAAAGGAGGAAUUAAUAAUAUUUCUUGGAGACAAUACCGAGUCUUUUGUGGCCUGGUUGUGGGAUCAUCUGGCUGAAAGCAUGGAUGAAUACUUUAGUUCUCACGUUGAGCAAACUACUAUGGUGGUAAGUAGUCAGAAUGAGGAUAAAGGACUUGUGCAAACGGACUCUGAAUCUGAAAAGGGACGAUCUGAUAAAUUACACGGUGGUCGCCGUAGUAGACAAUGGAGAAGCCAGCCAACUAAUGCUUCUGAGAUUCCUCCUCUUCUGAGCUCUGAGGUUCACAAAAUGCAUAACUACGAGAAGAAAGACCACAAAUAUAGGCAUGAUAAGAGGUCUCCAUCUCCGCAGUCUCAAUCUCACAGGAAAAGGGGUAGAACUGGCAACUCCAGGAAUGAACAGAGAGAGGCUAAACCUGAUGUCUCUCGCCGGCUGCUUCAGUCUGCUGUGCGAGAUGCUCUGUCUAUACCAAAGCCGCCUAAUUGUUCGACUGAACCCUCAUUAAAACGCAUUCGUUCAGUGGUGUCUGCAUCUACUCAAGACUCAUCUGAUCCCGACCCAGCUCGGAGAAUUCGAUCUGUUGCAAGGGCUGUGAAUCCCAUGGCCACUGUUAUAAAAGCUGUCACCGAAGCAGCUGAAGAUGCCAAAAAAACAAAAUCUGGGAGAAGUGUCUUUGACAGAAUUAGUCAUUCUACUGGUUUAUCUGAGACCCUAGACCAACAUAUGGUACUUGAUGAAGUUUCUCCUGAGAAUGAAGAAUGUAGGAAUUUGAGCGAAGAUCAGGAACCAGUACAGCAUCAUGACACACACAGUCUUGACAACAAUGGAGUGUAUGUUGAGAACAUGACAACUUUUGACACUGGCUUGCAGCCAAAUAUUCUGUCUGAUCGAAGCAGACUCAGUUCAAGUGCUAAUGUGUCUCACCCAAGUACUUUUGGUGGGAACAGAAUUAACACUCCAAAAAGUCUGCAGCAUCGCCUAGGCGAUGACCCCAAUAGAGUUAAAGGGACCCAAAAUCACCUUACUGAAGUUGCAACCAAUCAUAGGACUGCAAUUUUCUCUGGCAAUGUAGAUACCGGGAAAACAGAGCAGAUGAGAGUACCAGAUGUUGUGGGUCCUCAAAGAUAUAUGGACGGGGGCAGAUUAGUUUCUAGUGAAGCUAUCACACAAUCAUUAACGGAGAAAAUCUCGAGUGAUACAAUGGGGAAUGGAAAUAUAAAUUCUGCUACCAAUGCGAAAGAAGAUUCAACCACCAAGAAAUCUGUUCCUGGGACUUUAUCAACUGUUCGCCCUUUGGAAGAUGCUAGUUCUCGAACAAUCUUCGUCGCCAAUGUUCAUUUUGGUGCCACUAAGGAUAGCCUUUCAAGGCAUUUUAACAAGUUUGGUGAAGUGCUUAAAGCCGUCAUAGUAACAGACCCAGCAACAGGGCAACCAAGUGGAUCAGCAUAUAUCGAGUUCACACGCAAAGAAGCUGCAGAGAGUGCAUUGUCUCUGGACGGUACCUCUUUCAUGUCUCGGAUUCUCAAGAUUGUGAAAGGAAGCAAUGCGCAACAGGAAGCUGCGCCGAGCAUGACAUGGCCUCGAGCUGGAAGGUUCACAAGAGCAUCCUCAUACCGAAGAGCUGGUGGUGCAUUUAGGGGUCGUUCUGUUGUCAGAGGUGGAGCCAGGAGUAUGCAAUGGAAGCGCGAUUCAGCCGAGACUGGAAAUAACAACAACAAUGCUCCCAAUCCUCGUAGCCUGACUUACGUCCGAACAGAAUCGAAAUGA
Molecule: messenger RNA, 1947 nt
Organism: Arabis nemorensis
Lineage: Eukaryota; Viridiplantae; Streptophyta; Magnoliopsida; Brassicales; Brassicaceae
Source: the annotation of a GenBank genome assembly